AUCAGGUUACCCUCAGGGCUUUGAAUUAUUCAGCUGCUGUUAAAAUUUACCAGAGCAGAGUGAUCUAUGAAGCGUCCUCAAAUCCCUUCAGAUAGCAACGCCACGAGCUUGUAGUUUUUAUAUGAACACCACUGCAGAGGUCAUCUGGGCUCAAUCAGCAGUGAGAGUUGACAUUUAAAUCUGAAAACCAUUGGAUCGGAUUUAGUUUGGGAUUAAUUACGUUUUGUUCUUUUUUUCCAGAGCUCAAUAGCUUUAUGUUUUUAUCCUCUUUUGUCAUUUUGAAUAUAUAUACAUGGAUUAUAAAACUUGUUUGAUUAUACAAAAGCAACAAACUGUCUGUGCAGAGUCCUGACAAUCUUUCACAUCUCAACGGACAUAAGAAUCCCCAGCAAGUGCUUUUGAUGAGCUAAUCUAGCGAUCAACGUGUAAUAGAAUCCCUCCGACUGGGAGAUGGCCUUCUUCAAAAGCUUCCAGCCGACCCUGCCGUCUGUCAACAUUUCCUCCAUCCUGGACUCAGUCACCAGUCGUGUGGAUGACUUGGCAAUUGCAGUCAGCGAUGCCACAUAUGCAGUCAGCGACCAGCUCACAGAGCAGGUCUCUACUAUUAUCAACAAGGUGCAGGAGGAAGAGGAGGGGGAAAACAACAGGAGCCAGGAUGCUCGUCAGGCCUCCGGCUCACAAGAAGGAAGGGCUGGCAAUAGAAGCAUGUGGCAAAUGCAAAAAAACUCUGAUUCUGGUCAGACGGGUUUGAAAAACAACCAAACCAACGAUGCAAUGGAGGCACAGAACUCUCAGAGUCAACUAGAGUGGGAAUGGAGGGAUGGAUGCUGGAGAGUUAAAAAAACAGAAGCCGAGUUAGCAGAAGAAGAAAGGAGGAAGGAGGAGGAAAGGGAGAUACAAGAAAGGAGGGAGCAGAGAAGAAAAGAGAGGAGGGAGAGACAGCUGGAGAAAGAAGCCGAAGCUAGAAGAAACAGAGAAGAUGAGGAAGAUGAGGCCUCUGAGAAAACAGCCAGUGGAGACGGACAAGACGGAAAGACAAAUCAGGAUGACGAUCAAAUAUCUGCUCAACAAAAAAGGGAUGUCUCUGACAAUGAAAUGGAAACACAGAUAUCAAAGCAGGAGCAGAAGGGAGAUGGAGAAGCAAAAGAAGAGUUAGAAGCUGUACAAGAGAGCGAGGCAGACAACGAGGAAGAGGAUGAGCCAUCUAGAUCUUCCUCUAAAGUAAAAAAGAGGAAGUCGGAUAAAAAAAAGGUCGAAGACAGUUUGCAUUCAUGUGAGGAGGAUUUAAAAGCAAAGAAAACAAAAGACAAAGGAAAGAAAAGCAAGAAGAAGAAGAAAGGAAACCAAGAUGGAGAUAUUUUAAAGCACGAAGAGGAAAAAAUCCCAGAGGGUGUGACCCAGCAGAAUGUAAGCUCUGCAUGGAGGAAAGGCAAACAGUCCAAUGAGCUGGAAGGAUACAACAGCGAGGCCUCCAGUGAACAGGCUGCCAGCAUUCAGAGGAUAAAGAAAGAUUCCUCACUAACUGAGCUCCAGCCUCCCCCAUACCAUCACGUAAACUCAGGGACACGCAAGUCCUCACGCUACUGUUCAGAACGAGGAGUCAGGAGGCCGUCGUCCCUGCAAAAUUCAGAAAGCCCUCGUUGCUCCAGCGAGGCCAGCAUGGACCAGGAUACUGAGAGUUACCUCAACAAAGGCUGCGAAGAGGACAUUCCCAGUGACAGCACUGCUGUUCUAAGUCCAGAGGAUGGGUCUGGUCUUCAGCUUCCUUCAGCCUAUGAGCCAGAGCCAAUGGCUCAAUACGGCACUCUGGACGUCGCCUUUGAGUACGACUCCACCGAGCAGUGGCUGGCCGUCACUGUGACGGCUGCGACAGACAUCCCCGCUUUGAAGCAGACGGGUAACAUCGCCUGGCAGGUCCACCUGGUCCUGCUCCCCACCAAGAAGCAGCGGGCCAAAACGGGCGUGCAGAAGGGCCCGUGUCCCGUUUUCACAGAAACAUUCAAGUUUUCCAGGGUGGAACAAGAGGCCCUGGGGGACUACGCUGUCCGCUUUCGCCUGUACAGCAUCAGACGGAUGAAGAAGGAGAAGGUGCUGGGAGAGAAGGUGUUCUACCUGACUAAGCUCAACUUGCAGGGGAAGAUCGCUCUACCCGUCACCCUGGAGCCUGGCUCUGAACUUACAGGCUGUGGCUCUCUCGUGAGCGUGUCUCGUAGUGCAGGUGCUCUGUCCUACCGCUCCACCGAAGACUCCUCGCUGCCAGAGAUCCUCCUGGGUCUCCUCUAUAACUCUGCCACCGGACAGCUUUCUGCUGAGGUUAUACAAGGAAGUCACUUUAAAACUACAGCUUCUGAUAAACCUGUCAGUGGUCUGUUUUGUUGUGUGAAGCACUUCGUAGGAGGACAGCUGUAUAUCAUGAGAGACACCUACGUCAAGCUCACCAUGCUGGACUCCAAGGGCAAGGAGAUGUCCAAGCGCAAGACAGCGGUGUGCCGUGGCCAGCCCAACCCCACCUACAAGGAGACGUUCGUCUUCCAGGUGGCUCUCUUCCAGCUGUCCGAAGUCUCGCUGGUGUUGUCUGUGUUCUGCAGGAGGAGCAGCAUGAGGCCCAGGGAGAGGCUGGGAUGGGUCUCCUUAGGCCACAGCAGCACCACAGAGGAGCAGCAAGCCCACUGGACAGAGAUGAGGGAGGCAGAGGGGCAGCAGGUCUGCCACUGGCAUACUCUCACUGACACUUAGGAGGACUGUAGCAAAAGUAAAGAGCAUUUCAAGCUGGGAGAAAAGCAAGAAGCACUGUCUGAGGAGAGUGUCCUUGUGUUGCACAUUGAAGCGAGGAUGGGGUCUCUCUCCCACCCCUCACUGCUGGACUGAAAGGAUACCCUUUAACCUGCCACUUUUGUCUGAUGCAGCCAGUCUGGGCUGAUGAAUAAGGCUUUAUACCUCCAGUUAAAGACUGACACUGUAAUGACAGGAUGUGAAGUUCAGCAAAAAGAAUUCGUUUUUUUUAUAUAAAGAUACUUUUAACAGUAAAAUCUGCAUGCACACCAACUGUUUACAGGACCAACAUGAAAACACUUCCAGAACAGCUUCGGCCUUUGAAUCUCGGACCAAAGAUUUUGGUCCAGGAGCAGCAGACUUCUUCCAAUACUUUCUGGGCUUCAGCUAUCACCAGCAUACCAGACAUUUCUCUACCACUGAAUUAAAAAGAGAAGGCAAUGAGUGGACUGUUAGUCCUGUAACAUGCUGCAACGAUGCUUACAAGCUAUUCUUUUUACAGUACGUUUACAUGCACAGCAUUAUGCAAUUUAAAUGAGUUGGUUUGCCCCCUUUCUUAAAAAUCUCUUGUUUUUACAAAACAAAAAUGUUCUUCAUAUUGUGGACUUACAUAACUGAACACUAUGCAUCUGAUGCCAUUGUAUACAGGAAGGGUCCAAAUGUUCCCUGUCCUCGCCGAGUCUCUUAUAGAAAUGGACACAGCUCUGCAUGCCGCCUGUGUUGAAGGACAGCUUCAUUUCCUGUGCAAUACAAACUGAGCCUGUAUCACCGUUCAGCCUUCUGACAGCUCUUCCAUGUUCGUUCAUGUAGAAACAUGGUGCAUCACGCCGGGCCGAGGAGGAAAAUGCAACAGACGGCACAGUCCCAAUAAAACCCAGCUGUCUGAAAGAGCAGCGCCCACAACGGCCUCAGCUGUGCUUACUGAACCAGAGAGAGGAAAGCAGAGUUAAAGACACAUAAAUCAUAUUUUUUUUUUU
This is a messenger RNA of Cyprinodon tularosa, 3749 nucleotides long. RefSeq names its product synaptotagmin XIVb (gene syt14b). NCBI's taxonomy places the organism in Eukaryota, Metazoa, Chordata, Actinopteri, Cyprinodontiformes, Cyprinodontidae. The record is from RefSeq and is a predicted model, not a curated record. The transcript is spliced from 9 exons. The coding region runs from base 451 to 2736 and encodes 761 amino acids.